Musa acuminata AAA Group (dessert banana) is the source of this 1323-nucleotide messenger RNA. RefSeq lists its product as uncharacterized. Lineage: Eukaryota; Viridiplantae; Streptophyta; Magnoliopsida; Zingiberales; Musaceae. The record is from RefSeq and is a predicted model, not a curated record. The transcript is spliced from 2 exons. Bases 1 to 1323 code for a protein of 440 amino acids.
AUGUUAGGUGACCAGCGAAUCCACCUCGGCGAGUCCUCAACCGCUGGGCUCCCCGCCUCGGGGGAACACCCCCCACAGGACGAAGCUCGCGACGAAUGCCCCGCAGCGGUAUCGGAACGCUACUGGCGACUGUUCAAUGACCCAGGCUUGUCGCCUCCCGACGGCGCACCCGCCGGCCCGUCGUCGGUAUCGCCUGAAGCUUUUCACGACCUCGCCCACCAAGUCCGGACCCUGACCAGCAUGGUCCAGACCGUCAUCCCGCUCGUCUCCCAGCGGACCCCUCCGCACAUGACCCGGCCCUCGUCGCAACGGGAGACCCUUAGCAUUCCCCAUAACUCUGCGGGGACCGGCCCGCACGUGGUACAGGGCCUGAAGCCAGGGACCGUCGCCUCCUUCGACCAGCUCGCCAAGGAUUUUGAGCUUAACUUCCUGGCGUACGCCCGGCCUAAGCCGUCCAUGGCAUUGCUCCUCGGGCUCAACCAGAAGGAGGACGAGCCCCUCUCCCAUUUUGUGAACCGAUUCACGACCCAAAUCCGUGGAUUGUUGGAUGCUCACCCCUCUUUCUUGAUGCAGGCAUUCAUGACAGGCCUGCGACCCUCCAGGUUCUUCUGGUCGCUCGUGGAGCGACCCCCCGUCGCGGUCCCCGAGAUGCUCCAACGUGCCAGUCAGUUUAUCGCCGCGGAGACUUGGAUGGCUGGAAGACGGGAGGAACACAAAAAGGUCAAGACAGAACCGCCCCGACAGCAACAACCCGCCGCCUCCCGGCGAAGGUUGGACAGACCUGACCCGAGGCCUCCUCUUCCCGCCUUGAAUUCAUCCCGGACUGAAAUAUUCCUGCACGAGAAGGGGAAGGGGCUGCUCAAGGACCCUCGCCCGAUGAGGAACCCGCGGGAGCUCGCAGACCGAUCAAGAUAUUGCCGAUUUCAUCGGCAGCACGGGCACGACACUGAGCAAUGCUACGAGUUGAAGAGGCAAAUCGAAGAGCUCAUCCUCAGAGGACACCUCGGCCAGUACCUCCGGCCAAACAAAGAGCAGUCGCCUCACCCAAAGGGCCCCGUCGAGCGGCACAUCGAUGUGAUAGCCGGGGGCCUCGCAUCAGGAGGAGGCUCCACGUCAGGCAGGAAGGCGUACGCCCGAGCUGCCCCCGACGAAGCCUCGGGGCACGAGCCGGAGCCUGAGAUUACCUUCCCAACCGGAGCAGCCGAGCGACCCGACCACGACGACGCCUUGGUAAUAUCCGCCAGGGUGGCCAACGCGCAGAUGAGGAGGAUCAUGGUCGACACAGGGAGCUCGGCCGACAUACUCUACUUCGACGCCUUUUAG